Molecule: messenger RNA, 3844 nt
Organism: Taeniopygia guttata (zebra finch)
Lineage: Eukaryota; Metazoa; Chordata; Aves; Passeriformes; Estrildidae
Source: RefSeq, a predicted model, not a curated record
GACAGCAACUUUCAAGGAAAUUAAUAUUGAGAGGCUGUUUAGUGUAUGCUUGCAGUAUGCAAAGCAGCAGCUCUGAAGCAGUUAAAUCCCUGUGUCUUUUCCCAGCCUCAGGAGGCAGUUAUCCUCUGAAACGCCUUAUACAUUUUUAAAAUACUUCAGUAGGGACGUAAAACAGACGGAAAGGAUAUUACUUCAAAGCAUUGUUUUGAUGUUUCUCUUUACGCUGGAUUGAUGCAGAAAGCCAUGGAGCAAACUCUGAAGCAGAGUUUCAAAGAGACUGCAUAGGAUUUAGAGAAAGAUUUAGUAAUGGGUUAAUCUCAAUCUGUUCCAUCAGAAGCAAAGCCACUACUUUCAUAUAUUUUUUUUUUUACCCCAUAAAAAGCAGUGUUUCCUUGAAAGGACUUUUUGCAUCCUCCAAGCAAGGAGCUCUUCCUUUGCUUGGUGUAGAGAAAUUUGGUACAGGCUUUACAGUGCUCCAAGAAGCAAUUGCUUGCUGCUGUACAUUAAAAGAAUUGUUGCUGCUUCUGUCUUUAAAACAGCUGUUAAAAUAAGCAGCUAUUCCAGUAUAAUGAGCACUGUAUAUAAAGAUUAUAUAAAAUAUUAUUAAAAGUAAAGGAAUUACUUAGACUGUCUAAAUGGGUGCUUAAAGGAGUGCUAUUAUAACUUGCCUGAAAAUGUUGUUUUCAAGCAGCAUAUUAAGUUACAGGUUCUGAAAACUUAAAAGGAGAAAUGCUAUUCUCUUCUGUUUGUUUUGAUAUUCUCUUUUGUGUAGGUAGAUCAGCGUGGAGUUGCUCAUCAGUUGCCCAGUGAUGACCUUUAUAGGUCUAAAUCCCUCCUAAAAAACACAAGUCAGAUGGAAGCUUCUUAGUCAUGCUUUCCUCAAGUCCUUAAUGUCAAACUCCUGUUGCUUUCCUCUGUCAGCAUUUUGGUAUCUGACUGUUCUUAAACAUGUACUUAGUUCUUUCAAUUUAAGCUUCUCUAGUUCUACAUGUAGUUACAUCUCCAAGGGCUUGUAUACAUGCCUCAUUCUUGUUACAAGAAAAUUUAUUUCCAGUUGAUCAUUUGAGGAGGAAAACGCUAGAGAAUUUUAAAAAUCAUAACAAAAGCUUCUGUAAAUGCAGAUUUAGUUUGAAGUUAGGAUGCUGGGGACACCUGAACUUCUUGAUAUUUGAACAAGAACUGUAUUUAUUAUGUUCUUGUAGUACACAAGAUCAAAAUUCUGGCUCAGACAAUACUAUGUAUAAAGCUAUUAGGUACUUCUAAGGGUAAAAUCACUAAUAUAUAUUGAAUCAACACACACAUUCUGCAUAUUUUCUACACAUUAGGUAGCCUUCUUUAGGUUGGAGCUCUCAAAAGUGGUCCAUCUUAAUUAUCUAGCAGCAGUACUUCUGAAAUUCCUUCUGUAUGAUUCUUCAGGCUCUGAAACUGGGAAAGCUGAGACUUUUAAGAAAUGCAACUAAAUCCUCUGCUCUUGUUCUUAAUUAGCAGGUAUCUAAUAAUGGGUAGGUAUAAAUAGCAGGUAUCUAAUAAUUACAUAGUAGAUGAAAUCUGUUUCUCCAUAGGGGUGUUUCAGUCAGAGACAGAAUCAUAAAAAUGAUAGUCAACCUCAGGAAAUACCCCCUGCCUCAAGAACUGGAUAGCUUCAAUCUGCCUGUUAGUGUCUCACUCUGCAGAUAGUUUUAGCUAGUGAUAGGAUCUGUUUAGUAGAAAACCAUUAUCUUGUAACAACACAUGAACUACUGUUAUGUAGGAGUUGACAGUAUAAUUAAUCUGUUGUACUAUAAAGUGGUUUUGUGUUCUGUUGUUUAGAUGCUUUGAAGUUUGGCUAAUGAAUACUUCUCCCAUGUACUCCUGGUCUUGCCUGACACCUCUUCUCUGAAAAGCUAAGAUAAUGCACAGGGGCCGAUAGACAGAAUGCUGUCCUUACAUGGAUGUACUAUCAGCUCUGGCUUUGGACUAUUCCCAGAACAAUGGUCUUGGGUGCAAGCCGAUUACGCCUGUGCGCUCCAGAGGGAUAUCCUGCUGCAAGGACGCUUGUAUCUCUCUGAAAACUGGCUCUGCUUCCACAGCAACAUUUUCCGAUGGGAGACCACAAUUUCUAUUGCUUUGAAGGAUAUCACUUUCAUGACAAAGGAGAAGACUGCUCGUCUCAUUCCAAAUGCCAUACAAAUAGCAACAAAAGGAGAGAAGUUUUUCUUCACGUCAUUCAGUGCAAGAGACAGAAGCUACCUCAGCAUCUUCCGUUUGUGGCAGAACGUGUUGCUGGAUAAGAGGCUGACCAAGCAGGAAUUCUGGCAGCUGGUGCACCAGAGCUAUGGCUCUGAGCUGGGCCUGAACAGCGAGGAGAUGGAGAGCUUUCACUCAUCUUCUGAGGACAACGGGCAGUCUCGAUCCGGCAUUUGUGAUGAUUCUGGAGAAAGGGAUGAAAAACUACCCAAAAUGAUUGGUUUAGUUCAUGAGCCCACACUUCAAACAGAAGGAGAGUCACCCAACAGACACAUGUUGCCAGGAGUGGAGUCCUCAAGUGAGAAGCAAAUAAAGAGUCCUCUUCCAUCUUCAGAAAGAAAACCUGCUAAGCUAGUUAGGAGCAGAUCUUUAGAAAAGUCAUUGGACCUUAAUGAGAAUGAAAAUCUUCCAGAGAAGAGCAGUGCUUCAGAUAGUGAAGAAGCAGUGAAGGAGACCGUCUCUGACAAUGAUCUCUAUGGGAGACUUUUUAUAAACAGAGUUUUCCACAUCACUGCAGACAAGAUGUUUGAAAUCCUUUUCACCAAUUCUCACUUCAUGCAGAGGUUUCUUAAUUCCAGGAGUAUAGUAGAUGCUGUAUCAACCCCUUGGAAUAGAGACUCCAAUGGCAAUCAGUUGAGGACUUUGACGUACACUGUAACGAUUAACAAUCCGCUCUGUGGGAAGUUCACAACUGCAACUGAAAAGCAGAUCCUCCAUAAGCAGAGCCAGAAAGGUCAGUCUUACCAGGUGGAUGCUGAGGUGCUGACCCAUGACGUGCCCUACCAUGAUUAUUUCUACACUGUGAACAGAUACUGCAUCAGCCGCACAUCCAGUCACAAGUGCCGCUUACGGGUUUCUGCAGAAGUGAAGUACAAAAAACAGCCUUGGGGCCUUGUCAAGUCUGUAAUUGAGAAGAAUACCUGGGGAGGAAUACAGGAAAACUUCAAACAACUUGAAUCAGAUCUCCUUAUGGAGGAAUAUGCAAUUAAUCAAUCCAUAGAAGACUCUGGGAAAUUACUUGCUUUGAGACGAAGGCGACGCACUUUACACCGGGGUUUGGCAGAACCACUUCCCAAACGCUCUUCCCAACAUUCCUCUGGUGACAUGGGAGUAGAAUCCCAGGGCAGCUUAAUAGGAAGGAAAAGAGAUGCAGUAAGUAGGACCACCACCAUCAUUGUAGUAAUGAGUGUCUUUUUGCUGCUCUUGGUCUUGCUGAAUAUAACACUGUUCCUCAAACUCUCAAAGAUAGAGCAUGCAGCCCAGUCCCUUUAUCAUGUCCAGCUUCAGGAGGAAAGCUCUUUGAACAUAUCCCCAGAAAUUGUAUCAAAAGAGGAGAUGCCUCAAUAUGAUAAGGAGCAGGUUAAGCAUGUGAAGGGAGUUUUAAGAGACUCAAUUGAAAUGCUUGAGCAGCUGAAGAUUUCCCUUUCCAUGCUCCAAAGAAGCUUUGACCACUUGAACAGGACACAGAGCAGCAAGACUGAGAGUUAAUAGCCACAUCAGCUUUUCAUUCAAGACAUCAGAAGAACACGUGUGUGCGAGGACUUGUGGGGUAGGGACUGUAACUGUCUCCUCUGGACUCUUUACUGUUGCACAGAAUAAAGGUUUGUGGAAGAAGUAA